This is a messenger RNA of Hemibagrus wyckioides, 969 nucleotides long. RefSeq names its product olfactory receptor 52K1-like. The transcript has a single exon. Gene Ontology annotation, molecular function: G protein-coupled receptor activity; olfactory receptor activity. Lineage: Eukaryota; Metazoa; Chordata; Actinopteri; Siluriformes; Bagridae. The coding region runs from base 1 to 969 and encodes 322 amino acids. Gene Ontology annotation, cellular component: membrane. Gene Ontology annotation, biological process: G protein-coupled receptor signaling pathway. The record is from RefSeq and is a predicted model, not a curated record.
AUGAAUUUAAGCUCUAAUAUCACCAAUGGGAUGGACACAUUUGGUGAUGGAUUUUAUCUAGUUGCUUUCAAUUCUUUGGACAAUAAGAACUACCUGAUAUUGGCAUUAGGAAUUAUUUACCUGAUCACUCUUAUAUGUAAUUGUACUCUUCUGACUGUAAUCUUCAUGAACUCCAGUUUACAGAACCCCAAGUUUCUUGCAGUUUGUAACCUUGCUGUAGUUGACAUUUCUUUAAACAGUGUUAUUAUUCCACAAAUGGUUCCUGUGUUCGUAUUCAACCUUAAUCACAUCAGUUUUGAAGCCUGCUUCACCCAAAUGUUUUUCAUGCACUUUUUUGGUGACAUGGAAUCCUUUUCACUGGCUCUAUUGGCUUAUGAUCGCCUGAUUGCUAUUUGCUUUCCUUUGCGCUACCCUAGUAUCAAUACGAAUGUGAGGAUGGUGCUCAUCAUAGCUGGACUUUGGUUUCUGGUAUUUUUGAUUGAGCUUUUCCCUGUAGUUCUGGCCAGUGGCCUGUCCUACUGUAGAUCAAGGGUGGUGCCAAGCUGUUGCUGUGAGCAUGGCCCAGUAUACAAGUUAGCUUGUGGAAAUACUUCUUAUAACAGGAAUCUGGCAACUGCCAAGACAUUAGCUGUUUUGCUUGGCCCUCUGAUAUUUAUCAUUUUUUCAUAUGUCAUAGUGGUUGUGGCAGUGUUAAGGAUUGCAUCUACAACUCAGUGCUGGAAGGCCUUCAACACCUGUCUUACUCACAUGAUCCUGGUUCUCAUUUACUAUAUGCCAGUAAUUUUGGCUUAUAUACUAGGGAACUUGCGAUUAGUUCAAUCAAUUGAUCUGUUCACAGCAGUCCUUACAGUGUCUAGUACCCUGCCAGCCAUGUUAAACCCUAUCAUAUAUAGUCUAAAGACUGAGGAGCUGCAAGAUAAAUUACUGAAAUUCUUUAAGCCACAAAAAGUGUCACCGCAUUUGAGGUAA